GUCACAUGGGGGCGUACUCUCAAAAUCGUCUGCUAAUUUUGCAAGAUGGCCGACGUUCCAGAAAACGCACCUGAACAAUGUCCAGGAACACAGAGUGAAUUAGCCGGCAAGCAGUCAGCAUGUCAGGGCUGUCCAAACCAGGACAUUUGUGCAAGUGGGCUACCCGCAGCACCCGACCCAGCAAUUGAGGAAAUCCAAGAGCGAAUGUCUUCUGUAAAGCACAAGAUUCUAGUGCUAUCGGGGAAAGGAGGGGUUGGCAAGAGCACCUUCACAGCUCAUCUGGCGAGAGGGUUGGCAAGAAAUGAAGAAACACAGGUGGCAGUAUUAGACAUUGAUAUUUGUGGACCAUCAAUCCCUCGGGUAAUGGGUCUUGAAGGAGAGCAAGUUCAUCAGAGUGGAUCCGGAUGGUCACCGGUGUAUGUUGAAGAUAACCUGAGCGUGAUGUCAGUUGGGUUUCUCCUGAGCAGUCCAGAUGAUGCAGUUAUAUGGAGAGGCCCAAAGAAAAACGGUCUUAUUAAACAGUUCCUGCGUGAUGUGGAUUGGGGCGAUACCGACUACCUUAUAGUAGACACCCCACCAGGGACAUCUGAUGAACACCUGUCUAUUGUACAAUAUCUCAGCUGUACCAAUGUAGACGGGGCAGUGCUUGUUACUACACCACAGGAAAUCUCUUUGAUGGACGUUCGUAAGGAAAUCACAUUCUGUAAGAAGGUCAACUUGCCAAUCUUGGGAGUUGUUGAAAACAUGAGCGGUUUCGUCUGCCCCAAAUGCAAAAAUGAAUCUCAAAUUUUCCCUCCUACAACUGGUGGUGCAGAAAAAAUGGCAGACGAUCUCAAAAUACCAUUCCUCGGCAAACUUCCUCUUGAUCCAAGAAUAGGUAAAUGUUGUGACGAGGGUAAAUCUUUUUUUGAGGAGGUGCCAGACUCUCCUGCUACACAUGCAUACCUGUCUAUCAUCAACAAACUAAAAAGUGCCUGCCAGAAGGACAACCAAGGAGGGGAAAACAACAUGGACUGUUCAUGAAACCGCCGCCACCAUUCCUCUUUGGUUUAAACCGCCCCAACCCCAAUCUAUCUUUACCCAGACCCAUUAACUAAAGUAAUAGAGCACACACAAAAAGUGCACACUGACUAAAAAGUCAGAGCAGAACAAACCUGCUCUUCUCAGAGCCACCACUACUCACAAAAGAGUUUUUUUACAUGGUGUCACCGCAAACCUUACUUACUAAGCAUUUUUCCAUCAUGGAUACCACUGAUUCUUAUCUCUUUAAAAAUAAUUAGUGCCUGCCUUCCAGUUAUUUGUUUUUCUUUUCUUGAGACCAAGUCAAAUAAUAGAUAACUAAAUUAUUUACUUUUAAGAGUACGACAUGAUGUUUUUAAGUUGAGCUCAGCCUCCGCUUCUAGGAUUGCUAGGGUGCCUUCUGUUUUACUCCCACUCACUCCCUAAAUGACUAGGGCAUAAACUGUCUUUUUCAAAAAGGCACUGGACACUGGGUAAUUGUCAAAAGUCAGUAUCCUCACUUCGUGUAUCCCAACAUCAU
This is a messenger RNA of Asterias rubens (European starfish), 1540 nucleotides long. Its product is annotated as cytosolic Fe-S cluster assembly factor nubp1-A-like. The record is from RefSeq and is a predicted model, not a curated record. The transcript is spliced from 10 exons. Gene Ontology annotation, molecular function: 4 iron, 4 sulfur cluster binding; ATP binding; ATP-dependent FeS chaperone activity. Gene Ontology annotation, biological process: iron-sulfur cluster assembly. Bases 46 to 1023 code for a protein of 325 amino acids. NCBI's taxonomy places the organism in Eukaryota, Metazoa, Echinodermata, Asteroidea, Forcipulatida, Asteriidae. Gene Ontology annotation, cellular component: cytosol.